UUCCUGCUAAGCCGGUAGUUGAGCUCAGAGACCAACACGUGGGUGAGCGGUGUGCCUGCACGAUCACAGUCCCAACCGGUUGCCGACCAUCAUGAGCUCUUUAAUGGACGAAAGUGUCGAGGACAUGCCGCAGCCUGCAAUGGAUAGUUUUCUAUUCGGCUGUGAAUUAUCUUCCAAAUCCCGCCAGUACACGUUUCAGGUAGACGAAGACGAUGAUUGUGAACACACCUUCUGUUUGCACACCAUCACUCUCGGAGGGGAGGCCAAAGAUGAGAAUAACGUUGUGGAAGUGGUUGGCCGGAAUCACGAGGAUAAAGAGGUUGCCGUACAGGUCGCUAAUCUGAAGCUGUCUUGCCAGACAAUGGUGAACGUUGAUAACUUUGAACUCCAGCCUCCAGUGACGUUUCGUCUGAAGUCAGGCUCCGGACCAGUACUUCUUUCCGGCCGCCAUGUGAUUGUGACCAGCGAAGACCAGAUAGAUUCUGAAGAGGAGGAUGACGAAGAUGAUGAUGAAGAUGACGACGAUGAUGAUGAUGAAGAGAUGGAGGAUGAGGAUGAUGAUGAUGAAGAAAUCACCCCUAUUAAGCCAGCCAACAAAAAAAUGAGAAAAUGAUUCAGUGCCCUGGGAGUCUGACCUCAGGAGCCCACACAUGACUUCAUCAUUGCGGACCGGUGGAAGGAACAAGCUGUGUUAUUUUGCAGCCAUGUUCCCGGGAUCGCAAUGGGCGAUAUGGACCAAUGUGUACACAGCGCUGUGCGGGACUGAUUUAUACACGGUUUGCUGCUGCUCCCUUUUACGCGUAACUCUGACAAUGAGAAGACAGUGCCUGAUUAUUAACAAAUGUAUUUUUACACGUUU
Messenger RNA from Spea bombifrons (plains spadefoot toad), 859 nucleotides. It is a transcript of the gene NPM3, whose product is annotated as nucleophosmin/nucleoplasmin 3. Gene Ontology annotation, cellular component: nucleoplasm; nucleolus; cytoplasm. Gene Ontology annotation, biological process: chromatin remodeling. NCBI's taxonomy places the organism in Eukaryota, Metazoa, Chordata, Amphibia, Anura, Pelobatidae. The record is from RefSeq and is a predicted model, not a curated record. Gene Ontology annotation, molecular function: chromatin binding; RNA binding; histone binding. Bases 92 to 613 code for a protein of 173 amino acids. The transcript has 5 exons.